This is a messenger RNA of Cydia amplana, 4223 nucleotides long. It is a transcript of the gene Sf3b1, whose product is annotated as splicing factor 3B subunit 1. The transcript has 21 exons. The record is from RefSeq and is a predicted model, not a curated record. NCBI's taxonomy places the organism in Eukaryota, Metazoa, Arthropoda, Insecta, Lepidoptera, Tortricidae. Gene Ontology annotation, biological process: spliceosomal complex assembly. Gene Ontology annotation, cellular component: catalytic step 2 spliceosome; U2-type prespliceosome; U2 snRNP. The coding region runs from base 133 to 4149 and encodes 1338 amino acids. Gene Ontology annotation, molecular function: mRNA binding.
AUCUGUGGCUGCACGAUACGCGUCUCGAUCGGUAUUUAGAACGUGUUGAGUUUAUUAGUGUGAAUCGUUAUUAUUUUAUUGCAAUUGUUCUGAUUUCGAAAUAUUUGUGCAGAAUAAUCUCCAUGAGAAAUCAUGGAGAAAAUACCGAGAACUCAUGAAGCGAUUGAAGCUCAAAUAAAAGAAAUUCAAUCAAAAAAGAAAGAAAUUCAAUCUGAAAAUGGCAACAACAAAGGUGUUUCCCUUGGUGAAACAUACUAUGACAGUGAUAUUUAUGAUAGCCAGGGCCAGGGUGGCAAGUCCAGAUAUGAUGGAUAUGUAACUUCCAUCGCGGCCAAUGAUGAAGUGGAAGAUGAGGAUGUGGAGAAUGUUCCCAUAUCCCAGAAAAGACCAGGAUACACAGCACCAGCUUCAUUAUUGAAUGAUAUUGCACAGAGUGACAAGGACUAUGACCCAUUUGCAGAUAAACGCCGCCCAACCAUUGCAGACAGGGAAGAUGAGUACAGGCAAAAGAGGCGUAGGAUGAUCAUUUCUCCGGAGCGUAUGGAUCCUUUUGCUGAAGGUGGAAAAACUCCUGAUGUGGGAUCCAGAACAUAUACUGAAAUUAUGAAAGAACAAUAUUUGCGCGCUGAGGAAACUGAGUUACGAAAAAAGCUGCUUGAAAGGGCAAGGGAGGGAACUCUUAAGCCAGUCGCACAGUCCAAUGGAGAAGCAGUUAAAGCUGGGGCUAAACGCAAAGGUCGUUGGGAUCAGAGCUCGGACGAUACUCCCUCGGUGAAGAAACCUAUAUCUGCUACUCCGAGCUCGCAAGCUACGCCGUCGUGGGAUAAUGAGAGAGGCGCAUGGGAGGAAACGCCCGGCGCCGCAGGUCGGGGCGGCGAGACGCCCGGCGCCACGCCGUCUGCCCGCGUGUGGGACGCCACGCCCGGCCACAUCACGCCCGGACACGCCACGCCGGGCCGCGAGACGCCGGCCCAGCACGCCUCCAGGCGUAACCGCUGGGACGAGACGCCCAAAACUGACAGAGAAACUCCCGGGCACAAUAGCGGGUGGGCCGAAACCCCGCGCACGGACCGCGGCGCCGGCGUGGACACCAUCCAGGAGACUCCCACGCCGGGCACCAAGCGGCGCUCGCGCUGGGACGAGACGCCCGGCGCCACGCCCGCGCCCGCCACGCCCACGCCCAGCCACGCCACGCCCAGCCACGCCACGCCCAGCCACACGCCCGGACACGCCACGCCAUCCACUCCGCACACGCCCGUCUUUACACCUGGAGGAUCAACACCAGUGGGGAUGAAAGCCAUGGCCAUGGCCACGCCGACGCCGGGCCACGUGGCGGCCAUGACUCCGGAGCAGCUGCAAGCGUACCGCUGGGAGAAGGAAAUAGACGAACGCAACCGGCCCUACACCGACGAAGAACUAGAUUCCAUGUUCCCACCAGGGUACAAGGUUUUGCCGCCGCCUGCCGGUUAUGUUCCGAUUCGGACGCCGGCUCGUAAGCUGACCGCAACACCUACCCCCUUGGCUGGUACCCCAAUCGGCUUUUUCAUGCAGACGGAGGAUGUGGGCGGGUCGGCCGCGGCGGCCGCGCGCCUGCUGGACCCGCAGCCUAAGGGGAGCCAGCAGCUGCCCUUCAUGAAGCCGGAGGACGCCCAGUACUUUGACAAACUGCUCAUUGACGUCGACGAGGAGACGCUCUCGCCCGACGAACUCAAAGAAAGGAAGAUCAUGAAACUGUUGCUUAAAAUCAAGAACGGCACCCCGCCCAUGUGCAAGGCGGCGCUCCGCCAGAUCACGGACAAGGCGCGCGAGUUCGGCGCCGGGCCGCUGUUCAACCAGAUCCUGCCGCUGCUCAUGAGCCCCACGCUCGAGGACCAGGAGCGCCAUCUGCUGGUCAAAGUUAUCGACAGGAUUCUGUACAAACUUGACGACUUGGUGCGCCCGUAUGUGCACAAGAUUUUGGUCGUGAUUGAACCUCUUCUCAUUGAUGAAGAUUACUACGCGCGUGUGGAAGGUCGUGAGAUCAUCUCUAACUUGGCCAAGGCCGCCGGUCUAGCCACCAUGAUUUCCACCAUGAGACCUGAUAUCGACAACAUCGAUGAAUACGUGAGAAACACUACAGCCAGGGCUUUCGCCGUCGUUGCUUCAGCUUUGGGUAUACCUUCUCUACUGCCCUUCUUGAAGGCUGUGUGUCGAUCAAAGAAGUCAUGGCAGGCGCGCCACACUGGUAUAAAGAUCGUGCAACAGAUCGCCAUUCUGAUGGGGUGUGCCAUAUUACCGCAUCUUAAAUCGCUCGUCGAAAUUAUUGAACAUGGUUUGGUCGACGAGCAACAAAAAGUCCGUACUAUCACUGCGUUGGCGAGCGCCGCCUUGGCCGAGGCAGCCACGCCGUACGGCAUCGAGUCCUUCGACUCGGUCCUCAAGCCCCUGUGGAAGGGUAUCCGCACACACCGAGGCAAAGGUCUGGCCGCCUUCCUCAAGGCCAUUGGCUACCUCAUCCCAUUAAUGGAUGCCGAAUACGCCAACUAUUACACGCGUGAAGUGAUGUUGAUUCUCAUUCGUGAGUUCCAGUCGCCUGAUGAGGAAAUGAAGAAGAUUGUACUAAAGGUAGUGAAACAGUGUUGCGGCACCGACGGUGUAGAACCGCAAUACAUUAUGGACGAAAUCUUGCCACACUUCUUCAAGCACUUCUGGAACCAUCGUAUGGCCCUCGACAGGCGUAACUACCGACAGCUUGUUGACACUACGGUGGAAAUUGCUAAUAAGGUGGGCGCUUCAGAAAUCAUAAACAGAAUAGUGGACGACCUGAAAGACGACAACGAGCAAUACCGUAAGAUGGUGAUGGAGUCGAUCGAGAAGAUCCUCGCCAACCUGGGCGCGGCCGACAUCGACUCCAAGCUCGAGGAGGCUCUCAUCGACGGCAUCCUGUACGCCUUCCAGGAACAGACCACUGAGGAUGUGGUAAUGCUGAACGGGUUCGGCACAAUAGUGAACCAGCUGGGCAAGCGCGUGAAGCCAUACUUGCCGCAAAUCUGCGGUAUCAUCCUGUGGCGCAUGAACAACAAGUCGGCCAAGGUGCGCCAGCAGGCCGCCGACCUCAUCUCGCGCAUCGCCGUCGUCAUGAAGACGUGUCAGGAGGAAAAAUUGAUGGGUCAUCUUGGAGUUGUCCUCUACGAAUAUUUGGGUGAAGAGUACCCGGAAGUGCUCGGUUCCAUCCUGGGGGCGCUGAAGGCGAUCGUGAACGUGAUUGGCAUGACCAAAAUGACGCCGCCCAUCAAGGAUCUACUUCCGAGAUUAACACCCAUCUUGAAGAACAGGCACGAAAAAGUCCAAGAGAAUUGCAUUGAUCUAGUCGGACGAAUCGCAGACAGAGGUCCAGAGUUUGUCUCGGCCAGAGAGUGGAUGAGGAUAUGUUUCGAGCUAUUGGAGCUUCUGAAGGCGCACAAGAAAGCCAUCAGAAGAGCCACUGUCAAUACGUUCGGUUACAUCGCCAAAGCUAUCGGACCUCACGACGUGCUGGCGACGUUGUUGAACAACUUGAAAGUUCAGGAGCGACAAAACAGAGUGUGCACAACAGUCGCCAUUGCGAUCGUCGCCGAGACCUGCUCACCGUUCACAGUGUUGCCGGCUCUCAUGAACGAGUACCGGGUGCCAGAGCUGAACGUCCAGAACGGCGUGCUAAAGUCCUUAUCUUUCCUGUUUGAGUAUAUCGGUGAAAUGGGCAAGGAUUACAUUUAUGCUGUGUGCCCGUUGCUCGAAGAUGCUCUUAUGGACAGAGAUCUAGUGCACAGACAAACGGCGUGCGCGGCGAUAAAGCACAUGGCGCUCGGCGUGUACGGGUUCGGGUGCGAGGACGCGCUGGUGCACCUGCUCAACCACGUGUGGCCCAACAUCUUCGAGACGUCGCCGCAUCUCGUGCAGGCCUUCAUGGACGCCGUCGAGGGCAUGCGCGUCGCGCUGGGGCCCAUCAAGAUACUCCAGUACGCGUUACAAGGUUUGUUCCACCCAGCCAGAAAAGUCCGCGACGUUUACUGGAAGAUCUACAACACGCUUUACAUCGGCGGCCAGGACGCGCUGGUGGCCGGCUACCCGCGGAUACAAAACGAUCCAAACAAUCACUUCAUAAGAUAUGAAUUAGAUUACUUGCUGUAAAAUUAAGUCUAGACAUUAUAGUGCGUGACGCUAUUUACUAUAGUUAUGGUUUUAUUUUGCCGAGAGUUAAAUAA